AUGCACCAACCCCCCGAAACCAGCAUAAGUCCGCGUGUUCCACCACACUGUGACAGUCAGACCUCAUACAGAGACGGAGGCGAAGUUCGGUGCCACUGCAACCUCCCUCGCUGCGUCACGGUGGGCUACAUGUGCAAGAGCACCCUGGGCGCCUGCUUUACACGCCCCACGCCCAUGCCCACGCCCGCGCCCGCCACCCGCAGGCUCUACCAGCGGAGGACGCCCACGCACGGAUGCCUGGAGCUUUUGCCUGAAGACAGGCAUGCAGAAUGUGCUACUAAGGCUGGAGUCUCAAACAAGAGCAUUAUACUGAGGUCACAGAAAACAUCAGCCAAGAUGGUAGAAACUACUUCAAACAGUGCCUCACGUCCUACACCUUCUGCCAGUCCCACCCUUCCUCCAGCUGACCCCAAUCUGACGUGCUGUAGCCAGGAUAUGUGCAAUUAUCGAGACAUGGAUGUCUUCAUAAGGGUAGACAAGACUAAUACCCAGAUAGAUUACGGCAGAGGGGAAUCAGAAAUGCUGGAGACAGUGUGGUUCCGAGCAGCCACCAUCGCAGUGCCCAUAGCAGGAGGGUUCAUCCUCAUUGUGUUAGUCUUCCUGGCUAGCAGAAUGCUGGCCAAGGAAAACAAGAGGCAGAGGAUGGCCCAGGUGAUUAACGAAAGGUACCUGAAGGCUCCCCUGUAUCCUGGGGGCUGUGUUGCUGAGCCCUUGCCGCCGCCACAGCACUCCCUCUACUACCACCCACCACUGCUCAAGAACAUUUCGCUGGGCCACGUCAAUCUGCGGGCAUCGUAUGAGGACAAGCCACCUAGCUACCGCUCCCCAGGGAUGCACGUCUGCAGCCUCGAGGAGAUCCGGCCCCUGAAUGGGGUGAUGGGCAUACCUGAUGGGGGAGGAGGAGGAUUACAGGGCGGGAUGCACUGGGACCAGAGAGGGGCUGAGUCACCUCUCCCAUCAUGAGGGGAAAGAGGGAAAGAAGGCCUCUGUUAGGGGCUGAAAGGACAAUCGCAAAUCACCAAAGAGGCAUUUUGUUCUGGCUUUCUGAAGGCGGGUGGUAUGUCUAGGCGGUGAAGCCAUUGCAGAAUCAUUUUUUUAAUCAACAUUUUAUUUUCUACUUGUAUAUCCUUUUUCACUCUCUAUAUGGAAAGAGUUUCCACUGAACUACAGAUCUACCUUUACCACAUUGUGUAAACUGGUAGUUGGCAUGGGCUUUGGUGGACUUUCCUUCUCUGGCAACGGUGCAUCAAAUGCCCCAUACUGUGCUGAUGACUCUCCUAUGGAUGGCACAGUUAGAAAUUUUUAAGGAAAAACUCGGAAGUGAAUGUAUUAUAUAUAUAUGUAUAUUUUUUCCCAGUUUCUAGUGUCACAUUAUAGUGAAACAGGUACUGUACUGUAAUGAUAUUCUUGAAGAAGUGCUAGUCUAAAUCCUGUCUGCAACAAAAACUAUCAGUAUCAGUCUUGUUGGCUGAAUGUUUAUUGAAAAUCAGGUGUUAUGUGAAAUUUUCCAUUACAUACAGAAGUGAUGUGAAACUAUUCUUUUUUUAUUGCUCAAAAGACAUUGAAAGAAAGCAAGUCAAGUUUGUUAAUUUUGCAGGCAUUGUGUGAGCAUUGAUCCUUGAUCAGUAACUCAUGCUUGUAAAUGCUUCAGAAUAUAUUUUUUUUCAUAAUAAGUUAUUCCAACUUAUAUUUUUCCAUUGUAAAAAAAAAAAGAAAGAACAAAAAAAGAAGAAAAAAAAGACACUCCUUUGGAAUACUGUUGUAAUAUCUGUGAUUCCCAACCUGUGGAAGCAGUUUUGCAGAAACAUUUUUUUGUUUUUUGUUUUUGUCACAUGAAGUCAGUGCUUCUGCAGCCUUGGUGCUCUCUUGCAAUAGUUUUCCAUAUAGGGUCAUUUGUAUUUGAAGGUAAUAUGUGUAUACAUUACAGUGCAAUAAUAUCAGUCUUGAAAACAUUAGGUUGGCUGUUAGGCAUCUGAUGGUGCAGCUUAUCUAUCAGCAAAUCUUUGUAAUAGUCUGAUGCUUCAGAUGAUACCCUCAAAUGUUUUUGUAAGCCAUGAAUGCCUGAAAUGCUGCAUAGACUUGGUUGGCUCUUGUGGUUAUUGGAAGAUGGUACAGUGAAUUUUGGAAAUAAUUGUUAAAGACCAGUGCUAUGCAAAAUGGCUCUCCAUCAGUUAAGUGAAACUUUUAAAAAGUAAAAGAAGAAAAACCAAUUCAUUCUGAUAACAAAAGAAAAGGACAAGAAAGCUACUUACAUAGGCACUCAAUUAAAUUUCUCUCUUUUCUAUUUCCUCCUCCUCCUCUAUUAGGACUGAGGAAGUGUUGGAGUUACAUGGCCUUACAUGGUCCAUUAGCCAAUCCUGUUAUUCUAUAUUCUGUAAUACUGUGUUGGUGCAGUAUCAUUUCUUUUGCCUGGAUGUGCCUCUAGUUAUCAGACAGAAAUGAACCACUUAAUAUGAGUCAUUGCUAUAAAUUCCACAAUAAGAAGGGCACUGAGCUUCAUGUAUUGUGAAACCUCUCCUUUCCUCUCUCUCUCUCUCUCUUUCUCUCUCUUCUCUCUCAUCUUCCUUAUCCACAUACAUAAGUCAAAAAGGGAUAAACAUUAUCAAAUCACCUUUUUUCCAAUAACCAACUUUUAUAUAUAUAUAUAUAUAUAUAUUUUUAUUUUGCACAUCCAGGGUCUCACAAUUACACCUGGAUUCAUAGUCUGUGAUAUUCUUUUAUUUGCUAGUUAUUGUUCUAUAUUAAGUGGUAUUGUAUUGUUAUGGUGCUUUAUUCGAGGACAGCGUUAUUCCCAUAAACACAAUCUCAGGAUUUUCAGUAAGUAAAUAUGAACAAAACUAUGUCAUUCUGGUUCCUGUUCAAAUUAAUGAUAAACAAAAUAAAACUAAUGUGUGGUACAUUUUGUUGCAGUAAUUACAAAUUCAGAAUAUUAUGCAUUGUACUGAAUUGAUUAGUUUGUGUUGUAUUAUGUGUACUUUGAUACAUGAACCUCCUGAACAUGUUACGUAUCCUAAAAUUUGGAACUUGUUUCCUAUAAUUUAGAUGAUCUUUUUCUCCAUCUCUGUCUUUUAGUAUUAUCAUCAUCCUUUAAUUUUUUACCACUUUCUUUUCCUUCUUUGUAAUUUCUUUCUGUUUUGUAUUAUCAAAAGGUCAAAGUGAUUAUGGAAUUAUUCAUUCUUGCCUUUUUUUUUUAUUAUUACAAUGGUGUAUUUUACAAAAUGGACAAGAACUUUCCAUAAACCCUUAAAUGGUAGGCAGUAUGUAAAAUCAACAGCAUAUGUGUGGUGCUUAAAAUAUUUUUUUAGAACCAGAAGAAAAAGAAGGGCUAGGAUUAGCCAGAAUAAACACAAGUAGUUGAAAACUGUUGAAAAAAAGCAUAUGAUAUUUACUUAAGAAUGCAUACAGGCUUACUUGAUAAGAAAUGAGAGGAAUGUUGAUGUGUCAACUGCAAGCAACAAUUGAGAGCAGGCAAAACAUAACGGUUAUCAUGAUCAUCAAUAUGAUACAGGAAUGGUAAUUAUGAUCAUUAUUAUAAUGAUUAUCAGGUUCUGUGGGGAUGGGGGAUAAGAGAGGAAUGCACCACAGCUAUAUCAUCCAUUUGCUUCAGAAAAUAAGGCCUGGAAAUGUGGUAUCCACCCUACCCUUAUGCUGUUGAUUUGGAGUGUUACCUGUCGUUUAGGGGUACAGGGAAAAAUAUUGCAUGAAUCAAAGGAAUUUAUAUUUAUUAUUAAUCACAAAUUGUUCUUAUUUUGUUAAAUAUUUGUUUAUUGUGAUUUUCCUUUAGUUAUAUUCUCAUCAUUUUUUUUUUCUUUUAAUAUUUCUUCCAAUCUAUGCAUAAAUUAGAAAUAACCAAGAUUUACAGAUGUCUUUCAAGUAAAACCAGUAAGUUAUAUGACAUUUAUGGCAACUAAAUGCUGGAAAUGAUAAAAUGUUAAACCUGAAACAUUCAUAGGAAUUAUAGUAUAAUAGUGUAUUGGAAACAUUCCAGAUUUUUCAUUUUAUUUAUUACUACAAUUUUUUUUUUGCUAUGAAAUUGAUGAGACACUAUUGAUAUGUUGAAAUGAGAAUGAUAUUUUGGGUUCAUUUUAAGGCACUAUGUUUUGUUUUAUUAGUUAUUCCAGUGUAGUCUAUUUAUAUUGUAGGAAAAAUAGUAAGUAAAACAAACAUACAAAAAUAGAUUAAAGGUUUGAAAAAUGUUCUUGCUUUAGGAAUAUUCCUUUUUUCUCUCUUUAGUGUACUAUAUAUUCAUUUCAGAUAUUGACUAGUUCCUACUUCUUGCAUUCCUUAACCCUUAUGAAAACUUUCUCAUCACAAAAGUAAUGUGGUGAGUGUCAGUGUAACAUUUCCUCUUGUAUUUCAAUUCACAUCUCAUUCUGCCUUCAUAAAAAGAAGAGUUAUAGGGUGAAAUAGUUGUAAAACAACUACAUGAAGUGUUGUUAUUUUUUAUAAGAAAAUUUUUCAUAUUCCACACACUCACAUGUACAUGUACAGUAUGUUCACAUGCACAACAAUGUGCUCACAUACAUGCUCUCUCUCUCUCUCUCUCUCUCUCUCUCUCUCUCUCUCUCUCUCUCUCUCUCUCUCUCUCUCUCUCACUCACUCUCACUCACUCACUCACUCACUCACUCACUCACUCACACACUCACUCACUCACUCACUCACUCACUCACUCACUCACUCACUCACUCACACACACACACACACACACACACACACACACACACACACACACACACACACACACACACACACACACACACACACACACACACACACACACACACACACACACACACACACACACACACACACACACACACACACACACACACACACUCACACACACACACACACACACACACACACUCACACACACACACACACACACACACACACACACACACACUCACACACACACACACACACACACACACACACACACACACACACACACACACACACACACACACACACACACACACACACACACACACACAUACAUUGCAAAAUAUUUUAUGGUCUUAUAAAUUCACCUCAAGUACUGGUUAUUUGUUCCAUCUGUUCAUUUAAGACUAGUACCAAUUACUGUACCAUAAUUAUCAUCAUUAUCAUUAAUUCUCUCCUGGUUUUUCCUAUUAUCCAUUUUCCCGAAACAUGCUAUUGGAAAAGUCGGACUGUGUUUGCUGUCCUCGUAAGUCAACUGUAUAAUUUACAUUGUUAUCCUUCAAUUAUGAAUAGGUUUAUCGAGACCUACAUCUCCACAAUUUCGAGAAGGUUCUAGUACGGGCUCGAUGAUGUAGUCUGAUGAUUGAAAAAAUAUGCAUUACAAUUUUUGUAAAGGAACUGAAGUAUUUAUUAAAAAAAAAUAUGUAUAUAUUA
This is a messenger RNA of Penaeus indicus, 5379 nucleotides long. RefSeq lists its product as uncharacterized. The record is from RefSeq and is a predicted model, not a curated record. Bases 1 to 963 code for a protein of 320 amino acids. The transcript is spliced from 5 exons. Gene Ontology annotation, biological process: transforming growth factor beta receptor signaling pathway. Lineage: Eukaryota; Metazoa; Arthropoda; Malacostraca; Decapoda; Penaeidae. Gene Ontology annotation, molecular function: frizzled binding.